Messenger RNA from Peniophora sp. CBMAI 1063, 360 nucleotides. The record is from the annotation of a GenBank genome assembly. Lineage: Eukaryota; Fungi; Basidiomycota; Agaricomycetes; Russulales; Peniophoraceae.
AUGCCCAUUCAAACGGUGGAAAACCCAGCGGAUCUCAGCGCCUUCAGCGACGUGGGCGCUGAUUUCGUGAUCUUUUAUUCAUCGCGGGAUGAUCAGGGGAGGAUGUGGUGCCCUGACUGUCGGGACGUGGAGGAGCAGGUAAAGAAUACAUUUGGAGGAGCGGAUGCCCCUUCCGCCUCGAUCAUCUAUGUUGGAUCGAAAGCCGAAUGGAAGAGACCAGCGGAAAACAAGUUUCGCGAGGACCCUUGGAAGGUAGAGGGCGUUCCAACGAUUUUACGGUUGAAGGAUGGCAGAGAAACUGGUCGCAUCAAUGAGACCGGUAUCCCGACGUCGUUGAAGGAGUUCAUCAAGGGGCAGUAG